Molecule: messenger RNA, 2725 nt
Organism: Pangasianodon hypophthalmus (striped catfish)
Lineage: Eukaryota; Metazoa; Chordata; Actinopteri; Siluriformes; Pangasiidae
Product: mucin-2-like
Exons: 2
Coding region: 1-2541 (846 amino acids)
Source: RefSeq, a predicted model, not a curated record
AUGUUGACGCGGCUGAAACCUGCUCCCCUACACACUCCUCUACACUACACACUCCAAUCCCCUACACUACACACUACACUCUCCCCUACACUCUCCCCUACACACUCCCCUACACUACACACUCCAAUCCCCUACACUACACUCUCCCCUACACAAUCCCCUACACUACACACUACACACUCCCCUACACAAUCCCCUACACAAUCCCCUACACAAUCCCCUACACUCUCCCCUACACUCUCCCCUACACACUCCCCUACACUACACACUCCAAUCCCCUACACUACACUCUCCCCUACACAAUCCCCUACACUACACACUACACACUCCCCUACACAAUCCCCUACACAAUCCCCUACACAAUCCCCUACACUCUCCCCUACACUCUCCCCUACACACUACACACUCCCCUACACUACACACUCCCCUACACUACACACUCCAAUCCCCUACACACUACACACUCCAAUCCCCUACACACUCCCCUACACUACACACUCCAAUCCCCUACACUACACACUACACUCUCCCCUACACUCUCCCCUACACACUCCCCUACACACUACACACUCCCCUACACUACACACUCCCCUACACUACACACUCCAAUCCCCUACACACUACACACUCCAAUCCCCUACACACUCCCCUACACUACACACUCCAAUCCCCUACACUACACACUACACUCUCCCCUACACUCUCCCCUACACUCUCCCCUACACACUACACACUCCCCUACACUACACACUCCCCUACACUACACACUCCAAUCCCCUACACACUACACACUCCAAUCCCCUACACACUCCCCUACACUACACACUCCAAUCCCCUACACUACACACUACACUCUCCCCUACACUCUCCCCUACACACUCCCCUACACUACACACUCCAAUCCCCUACACUACACUCUCCCCUACACAAUCCCCUACACUACACACUACACACUCCCCUACACAAUCCCCUACACACUCCCCUACACUCUCCCCUACACACUCUCCCCUACACAAUCCCCUACACACUACACACUCCCCUACAGUACACACUCCCCUACACUACACACUCCAAUCCCCUACACACUCCCCUACACUACACACUCCAAUCCCCUACACUACACACUACACUCUCCCCUACACUCUCCCCUACACACUCCCCUACACUACACACUCCAAUCCCCUACACUACACUCUCCCCUACACAAUCCCCUACACUACACACUCCCCUACACAAUCCCCUACACACUCCCCUACACUCUCCCAUACACACUCUCCCCUACACAAUCCCCUACACACUACACACUCCCCUACACUACACACUCCCCUACACUACACACUCCAAUCCCCUACACACUACACACUCCAAUCCCCUACACACUCCCCUACACUACACACUCCAAUCCCCUACACUACACACUACACUCCCCUACACACUCCCCUACACUACACACUUACACACACCCCUACACUACACACUCCAAUCCCCUACACUACACACUACACAAUCCCCUACACUACACACUCCCCUACACUUUCCUCUACACUACACACUCCAAUCCCCUACACUACACACUACACACUCCCCUACACUACACACUCCCCUACACUUUCCUCUACACUACACACUCCAAUCCCCUACACUACACACUACACACUCCCCUACACUACACACUCCCCUACACUUUCCUCUACACUACACACUCCAAUCCCCUACACUACACACUACACACUCCCCUACACUACACACUCCCCUACACUUUCCUCUACACUACACACUCCAAUCCCCUACACUACACACUUACACACUCCCCUACACACUCCCCUACACUACACACUCCCCUACACACUCCUCUACACUACAGUACACACUCCACUCCCCUACACACUCCACUCCCCUACACUACACACUACACACUCCCCUACACACUCCUCUACACUACAGUACACACUCCACUCCCCUACACUACACACUACACACUCCCCUACACACUCCCCUACACUACACACUCCACUCCCCUACACUACACACUCCAAUCCCCUACACUACACACUACACACUCCCCUACACUACACACUCCCUUACACACUCCUCUACACUACAGUACACACUCCACUCCCCUACACACUCCACUCCCCUACACUACACACUCACACUCCCCUACACUACAAUACACACUCCCCUACACUACAGUACACACUCCACUCCCCUACACACUCCUCUACACUACAGUACACACUCCCCUACACACUCCUCUACACUACACACUCCAAUCCCCUACACACUCACACUCCCCUACACACUCCAAUCCCCUACACAAUCUCCUACACUACACAUUGCCCUACACACUCACACUCCCCAACACACAUCCCUACACAAUCCCCUACACUACACACUCCACUCCCCUACAUAGUCCAAUCCCGUACACUGCACACUCCCCUAUACUACACACUCCCCUACACACUCCAGAUGUUUUGGAGGUGUUGUGCACUUUCAAGUCAUGAAGGGAAGUCGAUGAGGGCGUGUCGAGAGCCGUAUUGAAACACAGCGCUUGGUUUAAGAUACAACAGAUAAAAUGUUUUCACUUGUGCCUUUAAUGAACAACUUUUUUUUUUUUUUUAAUCAGCAGCACCAGAGCAGCAGUCUCCUCUUUCAUUUCUGUUUUAUAUCUGAAUCAUUUCUAACUUGCUAUUAAAGCCUAGCAGUGUUUAACCCUGCACACAGG